AUGCCAACCAAGAUUGGUAUCAACGGAUUUGGCCGUAUUGGCCGCAUGGUCUUCCAGGCCAUUUGUGAUCAGAACCUCCUUGGCACAGAGCUGGAUGUGGUCGGCGUCGUGGAUAUGUCGACCGAUGCGGAAUACUUUGCGUACCAGAUGAAGUAUGACACUGUGCAUGGGAAGUUCAAGCACGACGUGAAGAUUGGCGAGAAGGAUGAGCUGAUCGUGAACGGCCACAAGAUCAAGUGCAUUCAAGCCAGCCGCGAGGGCCCAAAAGCUUUGCCAUGGAAGGACAUGGGCGUGGAGUAUGUGAUCGAAAGCACAGGUCUCUUCGUCGAGGCGGACAAGGCCAAGGGGCACAUCGAAGCGGGCGCCAAGAAGGUCAUCAUCUCUGCCCCAGGCAAGGGCGAGUUGAAGACCUUGGUGUGCGGCGUGAACCACACCGAGUACAACAAGGCCAGCCACGACGUGGUGUCCAACGCCUCCUGCACCACCAAUUGCCUCGCUCCUGUGGUCCACGUGCUUUUGAAGGAGGGCAUUGGCAUCGAGAAGGGCUUGAUGACCACCAUCCAUUCCUACACUGCCACCCAGAAGACGGUGGAUGGCGUCUCUGCCAAGGACUGGCGCGGUGGCCGUGCGGCCUCCUGCAACAUUAUCCCAUCGGCCACGGGAGCCGCAAAGGCCGUGGGCGAGGUGUUGCCCAGCACCAAGGGCAAGUUGACAGGUAUGGCCUUCCGCGUCCCCACCCCGGAUGUCUCUGUGGUGGACUUGACCUUCACCGCCGAGAAGGACACCUCCAUUGAGGAGAUCGAUGCGCUCAUGAAGAAGGCCAGUGAGACGUACAUGAAGGGUGUCCUCUCCUACACGGACGAGGAGUUGGUAUCCUCGGACUUCAUCCACAACGUGAACAGCUCCAUUUACGAUUCCAAGGCGACUUUGCAGAACAACUUGAAGGGUGAGAAGCGCUUCUUCAAGAUCGUGUCUUGGUACGACAACGAAUGGGGGUACUCCAACCGAGUGGUGGAAUCCGACUUCGGCCGCAGCCUGGCACAGGCGGAGACCACCGAAGCGACCAAGGCGGAGGAAUACGACUCCAUGACCAAGCAGAACAAGCUCACGAAGGUGCAGAAGGAUGCGGAUCAGAAGUUCAAGUCGAAGACAGCUCAGAGCCUGGACAAAGCGGUCGUCGACCUCACGUCUGACAAAGAUGCCAACAAGGAGGAGUUGGCAGCUGUGGAGAGUUACAAGGAGAGUCUGCAGAAGCAGUGUGCAGACGGGGGCAUGUCCUACGCCGAGCGUGCUGCCAAGCGCGAGGAAGAGAUCCAGGGCCUGAAGGACGCGCUGGCCUCGCUGGGUGGUAUUGAUCUGAAUGCCGUGCUUCUCCAAAGCACCGCCCUGCGUGGUGCGGUGAAGCCUCAUCGCUUCUGA
Molecule: messenger RNA, 1419 nt
Organism: Durusdinium trenchii
Lineage: Eukaryota; Dinophyceae; Suessiales; Symbiodiniaceae
Source: the annotation of a GenBank genome assembly